AUGCGAAAAAAUAUAAGAUUAUCAACAGAUUUGGAAAGAUAAAGGAUUGCCUCAAAUAUCUCAAUAAAAUCAAUAAAUUCUACUACUAUUAAUACAAUUAAUACGACAAAUGAUGGUACUCUUCCUCGUUUAGAAUCAAAUCACUUCAUAAAAAGUAGAGUUAAAAGAAGUAGUCAUCAAAUUCGAUUUAAACGAUCACCUAUGAAAAUGUCAUAGCCAAAUAAUAUGCUUGAAAGUCAAUCCAUUAAGUAAUCUUCUAAAAUCUUACUCAACUCUGUUGUCUUUGAACUAGAUAAGUUGGCGAUUGCAGCUAAACAUAAGUCAACCAAAAGUCAAGAUAUCCUAAAUCUGUCAAUAGAUUUGAUGAAUAUGUUAGGAUCGGAUUAUGAUCGAAUUGAAAUAUAUCUUAUAGUUCUCUAGAAUAAAUGUAAAUCGCAGUGUGUUUCUUUAGGAUUACUGUUUACUUUUCUCAUAGCGAUAAUUCAAGAAACCUAUGGACACAACAGAGGAUCUUUGCAACAAUAUAGAUAUAUGAAUGAUAUGGCAAAUAAACAUUAGCUAUUUUAAUGUAAAAUGAUGGUGUAUUAUAGAAUUGGAUUGCUUUUGAACAGAUUGAGAUAGUUCGAAAAGUUAUUAGUGAUUGGUAAGAAAUUGUUAAAACUAAGUUGGUAUUACUCGGAACAAGAAUAUGAAUUGAAAGCUUAUUAUUUGAUUUCGAAGGGAUACAAUGGAAUCUAAGAUAUGGAAAUGUCUGUAAUAUUUAUGAACAGAUACCUUGAUGGAGUCUUGUAGUAGAAUGAUCACAUCAAAAAUAUUGGGAUGCAAUAAAUCACAUUGUAUCACCGAAGAACUCAGGAACCGAGACACAAAAGUCCUUCAUCGGAUGACUUCAAUUUGGAGAUGUUCAGAUAAAAAAUUGAAAGGAAUUACAUCAAGAUGAAAAUGAUUGGGGGCAAGUUAUCAUUUAAGUUGUAAUCAUCAGAAUGCGAUAUCUGUGCUUAAUAUGGCAAGAAUUGUGAAAGAAUCUAAACUGAAGAUGAACACCCAUACAAAAAGAAUAUGAUUUUGCAUACUGAUAGUAGGAAUAGAGAUUUGAUUGGGUACUUUGAUUCAGAAUAAAUCUAAUAGAUGUACAUUCCAGCCAAAACAUUGCCCAUUCUAAAAUAAUUAAUAUUAAAAUUCAUUUCAUAUAUAUGA
Paramecium tetraurelia is the source of this 1197-nucleotide messenger RNA. RefSeq lists its product as uncharacterized. The record is from RefSeq and is a predicted model, not a curated record. Lineage: Eukaryota; Ciliophora; Oligohymenophorea; Peniculida; Parameciidae. The transcript has a single exon.